UCGGGACAGCACAGAUCUGCAGAGAGUGAGUUUGUGUGUACGAGGGAAGACGUGUGCAGAGCAGGGAGUCGUACAAACUCCCUGCCCUGGCCUGGUGGUCAGCACUCAUGUACUCAGCAGUCGAGUGCAUGAGGGGAGUGUGACGCAAAAGCAAAUUUUGGUUUGGUUUCUGGAUAUCAAAGAAGUCUGGAGUUGAUUGGGUCGCUCCUGCUUGGGAUGAACGUCCUCUCUUAGAUAUAUGGUUGUGUUGGUGAUCUAAGCGAUAUGUCAAUCUCAUCCGAAGGCGACGAGAGGCCUAUUUCGCAGCGUCAUAGUAGUAUUCCAACAGUGACUGAAUUUCGAGACGCAUUUUGGGGCGAUGGAGGGCUGGAUAUUCUUCUUCAGAAUACGAAACAGGCGAACAAUGCCAGCAAGGAACUAGAAGGCUUUGUUCGUGACAGAGCAAAGGCCGAAGAACAGAUCGGAAAGGACCUGCAAAAGGCAGCCAAGCACAAUGCUCAAGUCGGUGCACAUAUUGGAGCGUUUGCACCGGCAUGGAUGGAGCUUGUUUGCGCCUAUUCGGAUAAGGUAGCGUUGGCACAUCUUAGCCUGGCUUCAAAGCUGAUGGAGCUAGCCAAAGAGAUCAGCGCCUAUCACAAUCAUCAGAAAGAGCAGUAUAGGCUGUCUAAGGAUCAGGCAGUGACACCGUGUGCAGAAGCCCUGUCAGCGCUGGAGCAAACUACUUCACAUGCUAACAAGUGCAAGGUAAUGUACCAUCAGGCACAUCACCAGGCGUGUGAGUUAGUAGAGCACCUGUCCAAAAUCAACCGCGAAGCCCACAAGCAAAAGGACCUAGAAAAGCUUGAAUCUCGACUGAAGAAAGCUGACAGCCAUGCACAGCAAUCAGAAUCAGACUACAAGGCAAGCCUUCAGAAACAGGAGACAGCUCGUCAAGAUUUCCGGGAUAAAAUGACAGUUCUGGCUGAUCGACUGCAGAAAACGGAAAUGGAGCAUCUCUCGCAGAUGAAGAAAUUUGUUGCCACGAUAUUAACCGUCGAGCGCAAGAUGGAGAGUACAGUUGAGUUUGUGAAGAAGCACCAGGAUAAGGAGACCACCCUUUCAGCAGAGGUCAUGUUACAGCAAUUUGUGGCGGUGCGGGGCAGCGGCACAACACUGGCACCCGCGCUGAAGUUCGAGCCGCCACCGACGGAGAUGCCCGUUCUGCCAGCGGUCUCUGCACUUACUGGCCAGGUGCAAAGUUCUAGUUCGCUGCCCAGUGUCUCACCGGAUCCUGGCUCGGAUGCGGCAUCUGCCAAGAAGAAGUGGCUUAGGAAGAAAAAGAAGAAGGAAAAAGGAAAGGGUGAGAAAGAAGGAGACACGCCAAGUGCAACGCCCGGACCGGAAGCAAGUGUGGAUGUGGAUGUAGAUGAGGAAGGCUACUCGAUUCGACCAGACAAUGCAGAUCGCGUUGGUUCCAAGGAUGACAAGGACUCUGAUUUCUCUUAUGGCAGUGACAGUGACGAACCUGAAACUGAAUCCAAACUGAGAUCGAUCUCAAUCAGGCCCGUGAAUGCAACGCAAGACAAGGCAAUAUCGGAUAAUUCCAGCGACCUCACGGCUGCGGUGCAGAGCUUGAGUAUCCUGAAACCGGUGAGUGCGUGUGUGCGUGUGUGUGUGUGAGUCCAAUUCUGCCCC
Sycon ciliatum is the source of this 1674-nucleotide messenger RNA. RefSeq names its product F-BAR domain only protein 2-like. Gene Ontology annotation, cellular component: cytoplasm; plasma membrane. NCBI's taxonomy places the organism in Eukaryota, Metazoa, Porifera, Calcarea, Leucosolenida, Sycettidae. The transcript is spliced from 13 exons. The coding region runs from base 265 to 1659 and encodes 464 amino acids. The record is from RefSeq and is a predicted model, not a curated record.